AUGCGGGUUUUGUUUUGGAAUAUAAACGGUGUUGCGCGUGAGUCAACACAGUGUAAGAUUAGAGAUUUAAUAAGAGAUUUCAAGCCGGAAAUUUUUUGUCUUGCUGAACCAAAGGUUGCGUGUUCUUCCAGCUUUAGAAGGAGACUUCAUAUGGAAGUGAAUAUGAGUAAACAAGCAAUUACUAUUGAGGUUGAGGGAGUUCAUAUCUCAUUUGUGCAUGCUAGUUAUGUUCAAACUACACGUAGAAGUCUUUGGCAUCAGCUUAAUUUGCAAGAUACAAGCACUCCCUGGAUGGUCAUGGGAGAUUUUAAUUGUAUUUUGCGUCUUAAUGAUAAGAAGGGAGGUCUUGAGCCUAGGACCUCGGCUAUCGAUGAGUUUAGUGACUGGAUGGAUGAUAACAAUCUUUUCGAAGCUGAUUCUAUGGGUAUUAAGUUCACUUGGACUAAUCGACAAUCGGGUUCUGACAGAAUUUUGAGCAAACUCGAUAGAGCAAUUAUUAAUUAUGCUUGGUUGGCAAAGUUUGAAAACUGGCGCUGUAAAGCUCUCCCUAGAGAAAUAUCAGAUCAUUCUACUUUGUUGGGUUAUCCUUUUGUGGUUUCUCAUCCUAAAAGAGCUCCUUUUCAUAUACAAAAAAUGUGGUUUCUGCAUACAAAUUUCCUUCGUAUGGUUCAGGACUGUUGGAAUAUGCCUGUUCAUUGCGAUCCUGAUUUUAUUUUUCCGUACAAGUUGAAGAGGUUGAAAGGGGUUAUGCAGGAACGGAAUUUGCUGUAUUAUGAAGCGAAAUUUAAUGGCCAGGAAUUGGACUAUGAUAUGGAUUUAUUUGAUUAUUCUCAUGAUUCCAUUACUUCUGAGGAGAGUCUUGCUAUGGACAAUAUUCCUACUCAUGAAGAAAUCAAGCAGGCAGUUUUUGAUUUAGGAGCUGACAGUGCUCCGGGUCCGGAUGGAUUUUCAGGGUGUUUUUAUCGCCAUUGUUGGGAUAUUAUCCAAGAUGAUUUGGUUAAGGCUGUGAUACAUUGUUGGGGUACUGGUCAUAUUCCGAAUGGUGUAAAUUCUAGCUUUAUCAUACUUCUAGAUAAGGUAAGAGGGGCUAAUAAUCUUCGUAAUUUUCGUCCGAUUGGGCUUAGUAAUUUUUUCUUCAAAAUUUUUACUAAGAUCUUAGCUACUAGACUUGGUAGUGUUUUGGACAAGCUGGUUUCUGAGGAGCAGGUGGCGUUUAUGAAAGGCCGUAACAUCCAUGAAAAUAUAAGCCUGGCAUCUGAGAUGGUCAAUGAGCUUCAUAUAAAACGUAAGGAUGGUAACAUUGGUCUAAAACUUAAUAUAUCUCAAGCUUUUGAUACGGUGAGUUGGUCAUUUGUAUUAGAAGUUUUUCGUAGAUAUGGUUUUUCUGAGCAGUGGUGUUCUUGGAUUUUUAAUAUCCUUAAUUCUGCUAGAAUCUCUAUUCUUCUGAAUGGAAAUCCUGAAGGCUAUUUCAAAAUUAAUAGAGGCUUGCGUCAAGGAGAUCCUCUUUCUCCUUUGUUAUUUGUGCUGAUUGAAGACGUGCUUAGCAGAAAUAUUACGAAGUUGUUUAGUGAGAAGAAAAUGAACCAUAUGGUUACAAGAGGUAGCUUUUCUCCUACUCAUCUUUUCUUUGCUGACGACAUUAUGAUUUUUUGCAAGGGAAACCUAAAAAGUCUUCAAAACCUGGUGGACUUAUUGGGUAAAUACCAACGCGCUUCUGGACAAACUGUGUGUCGUCAAAAGAGUAAGAUAUAUUAUGGUGGAGGUUCUUUGUCUAGAAGAACUUAUCUUGCUGAUUAUUUAGGGAUGAGUGUUGCUACUUUUUCUGACCGUUACUUGGGAGUUCAAAUUAUGCCAGGCUCGGUAAAAUAUCACCACAUUGCUAAUGUUGUUGAGAAGAUUAAAGCUCAGUUGGCUGGUUGGAAGGGAAGACAUUUAUCUUUUAAUGACCGUAUUGUUAUGGUUAAAUCUGUCAUUUCCAGCUAUUCUAUUCACAAUAUGGCUAUCUAUCGGUGGCCAAGAAAGUUCAUUAUUCAAUGUGAAAGAGCAAUUCGUAACUUUAUAUGGUCUGGAAAUUCAAAUGUUAGCCGAGCUGUUGUAGUUGCUUUCGAUAAAAUCUGUUGCCCUUUUGAGGAGAGGGGCCUUUGUUUAACUCGUAUGGCUACUAUGAAUACAACUCUUCUCAUGAAGCUUUGGUGGAAUAUUCGUACUUCGAAUAAGAAAUGGGAUGGUUUUCGACGAGCUAAGUUCCUUGGGAGAAAUGGUCAUAUCAAACAAUAUAGUGUUAAAUCUUCUAUCCUUCCUAGUAUUCAGAAGGUGCACUAUUUGGUUGAUGCUAACACUAAGGUUCAGCUGGGAUAUGGUCGAUCUACUUCUCUUUACUAUGAUGCAUGGCACGGUAAUAGGAGUGUUGCGGAUAUUCUUAAUGAUUUUUCUCUUGACAGAACUAUUUUGGUGAGUGAUAUGUUGAUCGACAAUCAAUGGAUGAUCCCUGAAGUCCAUUUGAAUAUUUUGCUAGCUGCGAAUCUAGAUGUCAAUCAGCUUCCAAAUCCAGUUGGAGGGUCGGAUACUCGUAUUUGGAUGUCGGAAUACAAAGGAGAUUUCACUGAUAGUUCAGCCAAAGAAUUGAUUCGGCAGAGAUAUGGCAUGCUGGAGGGUGCGUCACUUAUCUGGAGAAAAGAAAUUCAUCCCACUUUAACUGCUCAAAAUUGGAAGUUCUUGCGAAAAGCUUGCGCAACUUAUGACCUCAUCAGAGAUAGAUUCAAGAUACAGCUUGCAAACAAAUGCUCUCUUUGUGGAGUGACGGAAAAAACUCUGGACCAUGUUCUCUUUCAGUGCAGCUUUGUUGCUCGUGAUUGGAAUUGGAUAUCUUCUGUUUUUGGUAUUCCUGCUAACGUUAAUCUUAUGGUUUCUUACAAGGAUUCUCGGAGUAGGAGUCGAAUGAUUCGUGACCUGUGGCUUCUGGCAAACAUGGUGAUCAGAUCGGAACUCUGGGCAGUCAAAAACAAAGCUGUUUUCGAGCAGAAGCAAGCGAACUGGAGCGUCUUCUUCAAGCGUGUUUUGAAUCUUAUUCAAGACUAUUUGAUUCGUCUCAAAGGACACGUGCGCAACUAUCCUGAUGAUGUUAUUCUGCUGAAUUAUUUUCGUGUAAAACAUAGGAGUGUGAAGUUUGUUCAGCCGAUGGAAUGUUAUUGGCAACCGCCUGACUGUUAUGAAUUGCAACUGUGUUGCGAUGGAGCAGCAAGAGGCAGUCCAGGCAUAGCGGGUGCUGGAGUUGUUUCUAGGCAUGCAAGAUGUAAUGUCAUUGGUGCUAUGUCCAUUGGGCUGGGUAUCACGACCAAUUACUUAGCUGAACUUUAUGGUAUUCUUGUGGGUCUGGAAUGGGCUACUAGAUGGGGAUUUCGACGCAUUUGCAUCAGAUCGUAUUCGGCUAGUGUAGUGGCAGCAUUUACAAGUAACAGCUUACCCUGGUUCGCAAGACCAAGAUGGUUAACGAUUAAUCAAUUCUAUGAGGCCAUUAGAUUUAUUCACACUUUUCGGGAAGCUAAUUUUUCAGCGGAUAUCAUGGAAAAAAGAGGAUGUUUCCUUGACAAUGAAGUUGGUGUUCAUUUUGAUGGAAGACCUCAGUUUUUAAUUUCAGUUGAAAAACCUCAUGUUGCUUAUUAUAGAUUCAAAUAG
Messenger RNA from Papaver somniferum (opium poppy), 3675 nucleotides. RefSeq lists its product as uncharacterized. The transcript has 3 exons. Gene Ontology annotation, molecular function: RNA-DNA hybrid ribonuclease activity; nucleic acid binding. The coding region runs from base 1 to 3675 and encodes 1224 amino acids. Lineage: Eukaryota; Viridiplantae; Streptophyta; Magnoliopsida; Ranunculales; Papaveraceae. The record is from RefSeq and is a predicted model, not a curated record.